UAUAUAAACCCUUGUCCAACCCUUGUACUCGUUCGUGCCAAAGUACAAAGCUUGUACAAUAACAAUCCUCUCUUCAAACUAUCACCUCUCUCUCAAUCUCAAACCUAAACAUUACCAAAAAAAAUAUAUUCAACUUUGAUUUGAUUUAGUUCACUAGACUUUUUUACUUUCACAAGCUAUUUUGCAAAGUCUCUAGAGUCAUCAAUAGUUACUACAAUGAGCAACAUGAAGAACAAAACAGCAAAUUUGUUAAAGCAAAUCAUUGCCGAUUUAACCUCAAUGACAAAGUCAAAAACUAUGUCUUUAAAGUCCAAAACAAAUACCAUCAAAGCUCGUUCAAUUAUACUCUCAGUCAUGAACAAAAAGUUCCUUAUGAGUUCAAUUUCAGAGAAGUUUCAUUCUGUUUGGGGGAGCCAUUCUCAUCAUCACUUCAAAGAAGAUUGUUUAAUUGAAGAAGGUGGCAAUUUUGAUGAUCACAAUAAAGCCCUAGUUGUGUAUAACAACAAAGGUCACAGUUAUGAAGCGUUGCGAAAUCCAAGUGAAACACAAGUUGUGGAUGAACAACAAGACCAAGGAGAUGGAUAUGAUAGUUACUAUGGUUAUGGAGAUGAUGAUGGCAAGUACCCUGACUUGACUCACACUCUUUUUGAUUUUGAAGGAUUGGAUUUUGAUGGCUCAGUGAUUGAUAAGGUGAAGAUUUGCAAGGAAGAAGCAGGGAAAGAGUUUAAACUUGAGGAUGAUAUUGAUGAAGUUGCCGAUCUUUUUAUUAGGAGGUUUAAAAGAAAUAUAAUUUUGCAAAAACAAGAUUCAUUGAGGAGGAGGAGGGAAACCGUGCAAAAGGGUACUUAAAUUUUGAUAUGCAUUCUUAAUUCAACGACUCUUCAGCUAUCGAAAUACACAAAAGCUCAAGCUCGUCUUUCUUUGCCUUCGAAAUCUAGACUGACGAGUCAUCAAUGUUGAUUGGACGAUUCAGAUGCGACCGACUAUGUGCAGUCCCAAGUAUUGCACAUAAUCCAAAUAAGAAUUUUAGAUGCCUAUUUACCUUAGUCUUUAUAGGCUCAAUAUUACAUUUUGUUUCAACUAUAUACCACCAUGAAUCUUCAUGAUUUGUUUGUCAUCACUUAUCGCUUGGCAUUGAAUGAGCUAAGAAGUCUUUCUUGGACUAUAUUGCAACCAUUAGUGUCACCAUUGCUGUAGAAUGGAUUCCUUGUGAUAUAAUGUGAUACAAAUUAACAUC
Medicago truncatula (barrel medic) is the source of this 1237-nucleotide messenger RNA. RefSeq lists its product as uncharacterized. The record is from RefSeq and is a predicted model, not a curated record. The transcript has a single exon. Lineage: Eukaryota; Viridiplantae; Streptophyta; Magnoliopsida; Fabales; Fabaceae. Bases 217 to 849 code for a protein of 210 amino acids.